Messenger RNA from Folsomia candida, 1016 nucleotides. Its product is annotated as 10 kDa heat shock protein, mitochondrial. Lineage: Eukaryota; Metazoa; Arthropoda; Collembola; Entomobryomorpha; Isotomidae. The transcript is spliced from 4 exons. Gene Ontology annotation, cellular component: mitochondrial matrix. Gene Ontology annotation, molecular function: protein folding chaperone; ATP binding; metal ion binding. The record is from RefSeq and is a predicted model, not a curated record. Bases 346 to 675 code for a protein of 109 amino acids.
AUGCUUUUUAGUACUAGCUUAUGAAAAUCGUGAAUAGGAAGAAAUUUUAAAGUUCUUGAGGAAUAUUAGAAUUAUCUUUCUGCGACAAAAAAUUGCGUACGAAAAGGAAAUUGGAAAGUGUGAAUAGGUGCUGAAAGUUGCCUCCACAUUUUAAACUUUGAGACAAUUUUUCUGUAAAUCCGUGGUCACAUUUAGAUUUCGUCAUCUCGUGUUCUUAUCCACUGCUGCAUCUCUAACACGCGAGACCGGUGUGGUGAAUAAUUUAUAUUUGAGAUCUUGUCCUGUACAAAGAAAAUAUUAGUCAAUUCUCUUCAUUCUCCAGUUAAAACAAUCAACUAAAAAAUAAUGGCCGCUGCCGCAGCUCGUGCCGUUCAGGCCGCAGUGAAGAAGGUGGUUCCCCUUUUCGAUAGAGUGUUGGUGGAAAAGGCGGAAGCUGUGACCAAGACCAAGGGCGGACUUUACAUUCCUGAAAAGGCACAAGGAAAAGUCGUCACUGGAACAGUCGUAGCCACAGGUCCUGGUCACAGGAAUGAGAAAGGCGAGACUGUGCCUGUUUCCGUUCAAAUAGGCGACUCUGUUCUUCUUCCCGAGUAUGGAGGAACGAAGGUCGAGCUUGAAGACAAGGAAUUUUUCUUAUACCGAGAACAUGACAUUUUGGCCAAAUUGAAGGAAUGAAGUAUCUUCUCAAUAUCUACUCUUCUGAUCAUUCAGCCAAAACUUGUGGAAUAUUCAAUGGCCAUAUGAAUUUAAAAAACAACAUAAUAACAAUAGUCCAAGCAAUGUCAUUACAUUGUUGUCUCGAAGUUGAUUAGUCAUUUAAUUCAGCAACGAGACAAAAAUUAAGACCAAUUUAAGAUCACCACUUGAUAAACAUGGCUGUCUCUGUAGCUCUUAAUAAAAUCUAGUUUUGUUAAAAUAGAUGUUUUAGCGAUUAAGUUUGAUACCGAUGAAUGUGUUGAAAGUCGUUUCUAAAAUUAUUGUCCUCAAUCAAUAAAUUCAAUUAAUAAUUAUUUCAA